CUUUUUGCACUUUAACUGAACAGGUUGCGUUUGUUUGUUUCGGCUUGCAAUUAAUAAAAAUAAUAAUACAUAGACAGAAUGGCCAGCAAACCAGUUCUCUAUUAUAAUUCACGCAGUCCGCCAUGCCGUGGGGUGCUUCUCACAGCCGCUGCUCUGGGACUCGACCUGGAUCUCCGCUCGCUGACCGUUAAGGCUGGUGAGAAUAUGACGCCACAAUUUCUCAAACUAAAUCCACUGCAUACAAUCCCAGUGCUGGAUGACAAUGGCACUGUGGUCAGCGAUUCGCAUGUGAUCUGUUGCUAUCUGGUUGACAAGUAUGCCAAGGACGGUGACGCACUGUAUCCCAAGGAUCCAGCACAACGACGCGAGGUCGAUGCACGUCUCUACUUCGAUUGCGGCCAUCUGUUUCCACGUGUGCGUUUCAUUGUGGAGCCGCUGUUUUACUUUGGCGCCACAGCAAUACCCGAAGAUCGCAUCACAUACAUGCAGAAGGCUUACGAUGGACUGGAGCACUGCCUGGCCACAGCUCCAUAUCUCGCUGGUGCGAACCUAACCAUUGCGGAUCUAUGCAGCGUGUCGUCGGUGUCAACGGCGGCUGCCUUUGCGCCCAUCGAUGCGGAGAAGUAUCCCAAGCUGUCACAAUGGUUGGCCAGAUUGCAGGCGCUGCCCUACUACAAGGCUAACAAUGAAGAGGGCCUUCAGAUACUAAUUAAGUUGGCCAAAAGUGUGCUGGUCGAGCAAUAAGAAAAACAUGGACUGAGUGGCCAAGACAUCAAUCAAUUUGGUCAUAAUACAAUUUAUUUGAUCUACAA
Messenger RNA from Drosophila grimshawi, 812 nucleotides. RefSeq names its product glutathione S-transferase 1 (gene GstE11). Bases 79 to 744 code for a protein of 221 amino acids. The transcript has 3 exons. Lineage: Eukaryota; Metazoa; Arthropoda; Insecta; Diptera; Drosophilidae. The record is from RefSeq and is a predicted model, not a curated record. Gene Ontology annotation, biological process: glutathione metabolic process. Gene Ontology annotation, molecular function: glutathione transferase activity.